Messenger RNA from Corylus avellana, 2955 nucleotides. Its product is annotated as kinase with adenine nucleotide alpha hydrolases-like domain-containing protein. Gene Ontology annotation, molecular function: ATP binding; protein kinase activity. Lineage: Eukaryota; Viridiplantae; Streptophyta; Magnoliopsida; Fagales; Betulaceae. Gene Ontology annotation, biological process: protein phosphorylation. The record is from RefSeq and is a predicted model, not a curated record.
CUAUGUAGAAUACGCAACACCAGAUGGUUUCCUUCGCCAGAGUUUGCAUCCAACAGGGUGACCAUGUUUUCCUUCCGCAAUUCCCAAUACAAAUGGCCUUUGUGGGAACCGGCAAAUAAAUCCCAGAGAGAGACAGAAACAGAGCGAGAGAGAGAGAGGGAAUAGGAACGACUGCGUUUUACUGAGAAGGAGAUGAGGUGGACCGGAGAAUUAUCGGACGGUGAAGGUGGCGGUGGGGGGCGCACGGUGUUGGUUGGGGUGAAGUUCGACUCUCAGAGCCGGGAAUUGCUGACGUGGGCGCUGGUCAAGGCGGCCCAGCCCGGUGACCGUGUCAUUGCCCUUCACGUUAUCGACUGCGACAGUGAAGGCACAGCGUCGCUUCUCUCGAUGGUGAAGACAUUUGACUCUGUACUCUCUGUAUACGAAGGCUUCUGCAACUUGAAGCAGGUUGAUCUGAGGCUGAAGGUCUGUAGAGGCUCAAAGGUCCGGAAAAUUCUAGUCCGAGAGGCGAAAUCGUACGGUGAAGCUACGGUGGUUGUGGGAACUUCUAAAGUCCCUAAAAGAAUCGGGUCGUCGGCCUCGUUCGCCAAGUACUGCGCCAGAAAGUUGUCCAAACAUUUCGGUGUUUUCGGCGUUAACAAUAGCAAAGUUGUGUUCCAGAGAGCGGCGACUUCUACAAACGCCCAUGAAUUGCGAGGAAGAGUGAAUUUGGAUGAGGGUCACCGUUGUUUGGAAAAAUCUGGCUCAGGUUUGACGAAUCAGAAUUGCUUGAGUUGUGCAGCGGUUGUGGGUAAUUGUGAAACCCAAUCUAUGGAUGAGUUGCCCGGGGAUGGUGGCGAGGACAAUUCGUUGGCUUUGGUACCAUACCAAUCAUUGGAGGCUGAUACAAAUUCUAGUUCCGUUGUGAUUCCAGAAUCACCAGAGUCCAAAUCUGGGUGGUCAAUUCUUCGCUGGGCGUUUCUAUCCAAGCGGCAACAUGUCGAGAAAUCAUUAAAAAGGACAUCUGUGUUUCAGUGGUUAUUAAGAUUACCGAGCUGGCAGUCAUCAGCUGUGGUCUAUCCUGAUCAGAAGAAGAGUAAUUGUGAUCAGGAAGAUGAUAAUUGUUACCCUCUUGAUGAAGAGAGCGGUGCAAUUGUGCCAUUUAGAUCUGCUACUGUGUGUCCUCCUCUUUCCCCUUGCAGCGGCUCGGUUAGCCUUCCUAAAGAGUUGUUGAAUUUACGUGGGAUAUACUCCUCCAGCUGCAUGUGUUUUAGCUACCAGGAACUCUUGUUGGCAACCUCUAAUUUCAUGCCUGAAAAUAUGGUUGGUAAGGGUGGUUGUAGUCAUGUUUACAAAGGGUGUCUUCCAGAUGGCAAGGAAUUGGCUGUCAAAAUUUUGAAGCCAUCUCAAGAUGUUCUAAAAGAGUUUGUUCAGGAAAUUGAGAUCAUAACAACUUUACAUCAUAAGAACAUAAUCUCGCUAGUUGGGUUCUGUUUUGAGGACAACAAUUUGAUAUUGGUCUACGAUUUUCUUUCAAGAGGAAGCCUAGAAGAGAACCUUCAUGGUAACAAGAAGGAUGUGAAAGCAUUUGGUUGGCAAGAAAGAUAUAAUGUAGCUAUGGGUGUAGCUGAGGCGUUGGACUUUUUACACAAUAGCUGUGCAGAACCUGUGAUACACAGGGAUGUGAAAUCCUCAAACAUCCUUCUUUCUGGUGAUUUUGAGCCACAGCUCUCAGAUUUUGGACUUGCUAGCUGGGCAUCGACUUCAUCCAAUAUUACCUGCACCGACGUUGCAGGAACCUUUGGUUACUUGGCUCCAGAAUACUUCAUGCAUGGCAAAGUGAGUGACAAAAUUGAUGUCUAUGCAUUUGGUGUGGUACUUCUUGAGCUUCUUUCAGGUAGAAAGCCAAUUAUUAGUGAAUGUCCAAAGGGCCAGGAGAGCCUAGUAAUGUGGGCAAAACCAAUUUUGAAUGGCGGAAAGGUUUGCCAGUUGCUAGAUCCAAGCUUGGGUAGCAACCAUGACGAUGAUCAUAUUGAAAGGAUGGUUUUGGCUGCCACCCUUUGCAUUAGACGUGAACCUAGAUUACGGCCUCAAAUCAGUCUUAUUUUGAAGGUUCUCCAAGGAGACGAGGAAGUGACAAGGUGGGCAAAGCAACUAGUCCGUACACCAGAAGAAGUUGAUGCCUUAGAUGGGGGGGAAGCAUUUACCAACAUCAAAUCCCAUCUUAAUGUGGCAUUGCUGGAGAUGGACGAUGAUUCACUUUCUAUCAGUAGCAGUGAGAGAAGUGUGUUGUUGGAGGAGUAUCUGCAAGCGAGAUGGAGCCGCUCUUCAAGCUUUGACUAAGAUUGUCUGCACAGGAAUGCAAUUCUGCAAGCAAACAUUGUUUGUUUUGUAUAUAUAUUAUGCCUUUUUGUGUUUUGUUUUAUCAAUUUUUUGGUUCACUCACUUAAACUGCAAUGCUGGUUGGUGGGUCUUGGAAGCGAGGUUGUUUGCAAUUGGUUUGCCCCCCCUCCUGGACUCAAGCCCUUGGUGUCUGUUUAGCCUUUAAGCAAAAUGUUAAGAGAGCAAGCAAGCACCCGUUAUUCUGUUCACAUGAUGACUGAUAAUAGAGUCAUCCCCUCCCUCGACUUUGAACCAGAAAAAGGGAGAGAGAGAGAGAGAGAGAGAGAGAGAGAGAGAGCUAGACGCCUAACCACUCACCGAAAGUGCCCCCUUUUUUUUUUUUUUAUAGGCUCAAAAAGUGCACUGGCCAGAUGUUUAAUCUACCAUUUUAGACUUUUCGGUCGCUCUGCAACUAGCCACCGUUGGUUUUUCUUUUUGGUCAGAUGCGUCUUAUUAAUUAAUAUCCUCCCAUCUUUUUGUGUAUCUCCAUUAAUUACUUGAUUUUAUAUUCCUUUUCAUUCAUUUCCUCCCGUAAAGUACACAUCGGGUCCCUUUAUUCGUUGCUGUUGUGAAACUAUGGCUGUUACUUCAAGU